Messenger RNA from Aureobasidium melanogenum CBS 110374, 648 nucleotides. RefSeq lists its product as uncharacterized. NCBI's taxonomy places the organism in Eukaryota, Fungi, Ascomycota, Dothideomycetes, Dothideales, Saccotheciaceae. The coding region runs from base 1 to 648 and encodes 215 amino acids. The record is from RefSeq and is a predicted model, not a curated record. The transcript has a single exon.
AUGCCCAACGCCACAGCACUCCCGACCGAGAUUCGUCUCAUGAUCUACGAAGCAUUGUUUGAAGAUGCAACCCAACAAUAUUUCCCGCAUCCAAUGCUUUGGUUGUCAGACGAGAUCAACGAUGAAUGCGCUCCUUCCCUCUUCCGCCACCUUCGUCUAUGCAUCUCAAAUCCACCACAGCUUGGUCUUCAUGGUGAUCAAUGGGUAGCCACAUUCUCCUCUCGCAACCGUGAAGAUAGCUCUGUCGUCAGAGCCAUCCCUUGGGAGAGAAUCCGCAACGCAAAGUGUUUGUCAAACUGGUUACCCCAUCUCCAACAAGUCCACAUCCAAUAUAUUGGCUACCAGGGCCCCAAAAUGUUCCUCGCAAGUCUAGAGCUUCACUUUGAUGAUGCCAGAUCAUCUAGUAUCGAAUUCUCAGCCAACAUGCAUCCUGCUUUGAGGACUUUGUAUCUCAAGACCCUCAAAGCAGUGAUUUGCAAUGCAGAGAGUUGUUCGAUGGAGUUGCUUGUCAAACUCAUGAACGUUCUUCCUUCGAGGGAAUCCAGAUCAGCGACACGUAAACGUCGUCAAGUCGCACGAGCAUGUCGAGCAGAGAUCUGGGAAAGAUGUAAACGGCAAAUUGAGCAGGAAGACCGAGCGAAGAGGUGA